AUGAUUGUUCGUGGUGAAGAUAAUUUGUAUCUGUAUAACCUGACUUUGAAGAAGCAAUCCAAUUACAUACAUUCCUGUAUUGGUUAUUUUGUAGACAUUUCCGUUUCAAAUGCUGUAGAUAUUUCAAAUACAGAAAAAAAAAAACUAGAAAGGAAAAAACAACCUCAUCUACAGAUAUGCAUUGCUACUGAGUCACAUAUUGAACUUUACGAUGUUUCUGAAGGCAAUCUUACUCCAUUAGCAUCGAUACCAAUAUUCGCAAUAAUAACAAAAAUUGAAUCUAUCUUUUUCCAGAAUAAAGAAGAAUCAGUAUUAGCAGUGUUGUCUGACUCUGGUGUUUUAUCUAUUAUUCAGUUUAUUAACGAAAAUGGAACAAUUAAAUUACAAACAUUGUAUAACCAACCUCUUUCGCGAACAGGUAUUCGUAGAUUAUCACCAAUAUAUCAUUUGAAUGUCGAUCCAUAUGGGCGUUGCCUGUUAAUUUCUGCAAUGGAGAGGAACAAACUAUGCUUCUUAAUAGAUUACCAACAUGAUAAAUUUAGGAUUUCAUCACCAUUAGAAAUAAAUAGACCAGAUAUGAUUAUUCUAGAAGAGACAGUAUGUGACGUAUUAUAUAAUAAUCCAUGUUUUGCAUCCAUUGAAAUUGAUACAGUUAAUAAUAAUGAUCAUCGUUUAGUAUUUUACGUAUUAGAUUUAAGCUUAAAUCAUGUAAUCAAGAAAUCAGACUAUAAGAUCAGAUCUACGGCAAACUUUCUAAUGAGCUUACCAGAAUUAUCUAGAUAUGACAUAAGGACAUUAAUAAAUGAAGAAGAUGAAGCUGAUGAAAACAUAAACCCUUUUGUUAUUAUUGGUUUUGAAAAUUUUAUAUUAAUUAAAGAUAUGAAUGGAUAUUACAGCUUAAAAGUACAAAUACCUAGAAGAGAAAAUCAACAAGGAGUUGUUACUAUAAUUUCAUCUUCUAUUCAAAAACUGAAGAAGGAUUUUUUUAUACUAUUACAGACAAAUCAUGGGGAUUUGUUAAAAUUAACAGUAACAGCUGAUAAGAAUAACAGAAAUAGGCCUAUGGCUUCCAUCUCAUAUUUUGACUCUAUUUAUCAAUCUGAUAAGCUGCAUAUAUUUAAAAAUGGUUAUUUGUUCAAUAACUCAGAAUACUUCAACUGUCAUUUGUUUCAAUUUGAAAGUUUAGGGGAAGAUAACUCAGCAUCAAACUCAUGUUCUUCGAAAACCCCAGAAGAACAUAUAUUGUUUAAACCACCUACUACCUUACAGAAUCUAAGCAUUUCUCAUUCAUUAAAAUGCUUAAAUCCAUUACGCGAUAAUACAGUCUCUUCAUCAUCACCAUUGACUUUAACUUAUCAAAGAAACAAUAAUAUCUGCUCAAUUAAAGCUAGUGUUGAAUUCACAAGCCUAAUUACAACCUACAUUUCAAAUAACGUGAAAAAUCUAUGGCCCAUUAGAAAUCCGAAUAGUAAAUUUCACAAGAUAUUAAUCUUGGGUUAUACAAAUUCUACCACAAUGCUGAAUAUAGAAAAUGAUUCCAUAGAAGAACUUCAAUUAGAAGAUAAUCCAUUUAUCACUAAAGGAGAUAAUACCAUACUUGCUGAAUUAAUUGGAAAUAGAUCAAUUAUACAGGUAUGUGAGAAUGAAAUGCAUCAAAUUACGUUGGGCACUGAAAAUAAUUUCAAGUUGAAAUUGAAAUGGUACCCACCAGCUGGAAUAAGAAUCACAUCAGCUGCUUGUACGGCAUCCCAAAUUGCAUUAGCACUUUCAAAUUAUGAAAUUGCAUAUUUUGAACUGAAUCAGUUCUCUGAUAGCGAUGACAUUAAUGAAUUACAGAGGAGAAUAGAAAUAGGGGAAUCUAUCAGUUGUUUAAGUUUCGAAAAUUCACUAAAGAGUAAAUACCUCGCAAUUGGUUGUCAAGGGUCUACUGUCAAAAUAGUAUCAGUUUAUAACGGCUCCUCAGACGAUUUCCUUGAGAUUAUCUCGAUGCAAGCAGUAAUGGCACCAGUAAGUGAUAUAAAACUUGUUCGUUCUAAUAACUUAAAUCUGCAUGUCGGUUUAUCAAAUGGUGUUUAUAAUACAUCUAAAAUAAAUGAUGUUGACUCUCAAAUAUAUGAUACCAGAACAAGAUAUAUAGGACCUUCAAAAGUAAACUUAUCUAUAGUUUCUUCUAUCUUACCAGAUUUUGAUAGGAACUUACAAGCUGACAGUGAUGAUGAUGAUGAUGAUUAUGAAAAUGAUCAAAAUGGCGAGGGUGAUGGUGAAGACAAUAAAGGCGAAGAAAGUGAAAUAAAUAAAAUAACCUGUGUAGUGAUUCACAAUACACAAACAUGGUUAAGUUAUGAAAUUGAUUCAUUUUUAUACAUUAGACCUAUUACAUCCGAAUCACUCUCUGAAUUUAUGACUAUGUGUAAUUUCUAUACCAAUGAUAUUAAAAUGAAUGGUGCCUGCGGAUUGAACAUGAGAGGUGAAUUAGUCAUUGGCCAAUUUCAAAAAUUGUCAAAACUAGAUAGGUGGUUUAAUGAUGCUUCUCUCACAUCACUAGAAAUAGAUACCAUUACAGACAAGGAGAAGACGAUUGCCAAUAAUGAGAACAGUAUCUUAGAACAAAAUAAUAAGGAUAGUGACGAUAAUGAUAAUGAUGAUGAUGAUGAUGAUGAAGAUGAUGAAGGGUCCAUUUUGGAGUCUCCUUCCUAUUACACUUGUGCAACGUUGAAAUAUGAUAAAAAUAAUGAUGUAAAAGUAUUGAUAAGUCAACAUUUACAUGAGAAAAAAUGUGUUAUUUCGGUAACAAAAAAUGGGAAAGUAUUACUAAAUUCUAAAGCAAAAAAAAAAGAUAAAUUUGCAAUUUUAAAUGAAACACAAUUAUUAACAGCAACAUUAGUUAGAUUUGUUCCAAGUUCAUGUCACAUAGUUUUAUCAACCUAUGAUCAGAAAUUGAUUACAUAUUCAUUCUCAAUAUCUAAUAGCAAAAAAGGUGAGAGUAAAUUUAGUUUAUCUCUAGUCCACAUUACUCAUAUAGAUGAUAAGAUCCAUUCGUUAACUUCUUUUAACGAUAUGUUGCUAGCUCCCAUUCACGGUAAUAUCUUUUUAUUUGGCUUAGGUAAGAAGCAGCUUUUAAAAAAGUCAAUCACCGUGACCCCACCUUCCAUUACAAAGGUGACAACAAUAAAAAAUUGGAAUAAUCAAAGAAUAGUUAUCGGAGAUAUUAGAGAGUCGAUAAUGAUGUUUAUAUUUAAUAAGGAACGGAACUUAUUUAUUCCUGUAGCAGAUGACAUUUCAGGCCGUGCAACUACAACAGUGGAAUUUUUAGAUGAAUCAACAGUUAUUGGGGCAGAUAAAUAUGGUAAUAUUUGGACUUUAAGGCUCUCAAAGAAAGAUAACCAAAUUGUUAAUGAAUCUAACGAAGAACAUUGGAGUAUAAACAAAAAAUUAUUGUUGAAUAAACUACCUAAUAUUUAUGAAUGUCCAUUUAAAUUUGAGUUAAAAAAUCACUAUUUUGUGAAUGAUAUAAUAUUAAAAUUUCACAUUAUAAAGUCUUCAAGUUUUUCUGACCGUCCUGUAAUUAUUUAUACUGGGUUACAAGGAACAAUUGGAUGUUUGAUACCUUUGAUACUUGAAAAACAAGUAAGUUCACUAGCUUCUAUUGAAAUGGUCCUUAGUGAUAUGGAUGAACUCUUUUUGUUCGGGAAUGAAGAACAAAGAGAAGAAAAAAUGCUGACUCAUGGUGAAGAAGAGGCCUAUGAAGAUAAUAACUUUCUAACAGAUACGAAAGACCAUCCUUCUUCCAAAAUGUUGGAGGGAGCAUACUCUAUUGUUCAAAGGGAUCAUAAAAGUUACAGGAGUUAUUAUGCACCUGUUAAAAAUGUAAUCGAUGGUGAUCUAUGUGAGUCGUUUUUACGUCUAACUUAUUCCGAACAAGCAUUAUUGUCAACGAAGUUAGAAAAAAUGCAGCCAAAUGAUAUCAUCAUGCUUCUAAAUGAGAUCAGAAUAUCUUGUUUAUAG
This is a messenger RNA of Tetrapisispora phaffii CBS 4417, 4005 nucleotides long. It is a transcript of the gene RSE1, whose product is annotated as U2 snRNP complex subunit RSE1. Bases 1 to 4005 code for a protein of 1334 amino acids. The record is from RefSeq and is a predicted model, not a curated record. Gene Ontology annotation, molecular function: U2 snRNA binding; protein binding. Gene Ontology annotation, biological process: mRNA splicing, via spliceosome. Gene Ontology annotation, cellular component: U2 snRNP; nucleus. The transcript has a single exon. Lineage: Eukaryota; Fungi; Ascomycota; Saccharomycetes; Saccharomycetales; Saccharomycetaceae.